Messenger RNA from Mauremys reevesii (Reeves's turtle), 5353 nucleotides. RefSeq names its product unk like zinc finger (gene UNKL). The record is from RefSeq and is a predicted model, not a curated record. The transcript has 16 exons. Bases 272 to 2752 code for a protein of 826 amino acids. Gene Ontology annotation, molecular function: metal ion binding. NCBI's taxonomy places the organism in Eukaryota, Metazoa, Chordata, Testudines, Geoemydidae.
AGCUGCAGACUUAAAGCAGCCCUGCGCGCCCUGAGCUGCGGCCUCCCUGCGCUCUAACCAGUUUAACAGUGUGGGGGGAACCAGUUGAGUAGCUCCCGCAAUACCUGUCCGCUGUGGGGUCAGCGCCUCCCGUCCCAGACUCCCCCUCCACGCUCGGGUGGGGUUUAUCCCCCCGGCUCAGCAGGGGACGGGGGAGGCUUCGCGCCGGGCGGGUCUGGGGGAGGUGGCUCUGGCCUGGCAGGCGCCUGCGCUGUGGCUACCGCUGAGGAAGAUGCCGUCGGUUUCGAAAGCGGCUUCUCGAGGUGGCGGGUGCGGUGGGUCCCCGCAGACCGAGCAGCCGACGCACUAUACGUAUCUAAAGGACUUUAGAACAGAGCAGUGCCCCCUAUUCUUGCAGCACAAGUGUACCCAGCACAGACCAUUUACCUGUUUUCACUGGCAUUUCCUAAAUCAGCGUCGUCGUAGACCCAUUCGAAGGCGUGAUGGGACUUUUAACUACAGUCCAGAUGUUUAUUGUACAAAAUAUGAUGAGACCACAGGAAUCUGUCCAGAUGGAGAUGAUUGUCCUUAUCUGCAUCGAACAACAGGGGAUACAGAAAGAAAAUAUCAUCUCAGAUAUUACAAGACUGGAACAUGUAUUCAUGAAACCGAUGCUCGGGGCCACUGUGUGAAGAAUGGACUCCACUGUGCCUUUGCUCAUGGGCCUCAUGACCUUAGACCACCAGUAUAUGAUAUAAGGGAACUUCAGGCACAGGAAGCCUUACAGAAUGGGCAGCUAGGAGGUGGAGAAAACAUCCCUGACCUACAGCCAGGAAUUUUAGCUAGCCAAGCAAUGAUUGAAAAAAUUCUUAAUGAGGAUCCGAGGUGGCUGGAUACUAAUUUUGUAUUAGCUGGCUACAAGACAGAACAAUGCACCAAACCCCCCAGACUCUGCCGCCAGGGUUAUGCAUGUCCCCAUUAUCACAACAGCCGAGAUAGAAGACGGAAUCCCAGAAAAUUCAAAUACAGGUCUACUCCUUGCCCCAGUGUAAAACAUGCAGAUGAGUGGGGUGAACCUUCCAAGUGUGAAAAUGGGGAUAACUGUCAGUAUUGCCAUUCUCGUACUGAACAGCAGUUCCAUCCUGAGAUUUACAAAUCUACAAAGUGCAAUGAUAUCCGCCAAACAGGUUACUGCCCACGGGGUCCAUUUUGUGCAUUUGCACACGUUGAAAAGGACACCAUGAAUGUAGUCAUACCGCAAACUGGUUGUCAAUCAAAGCCAGGCGCUCAUCUGUUUUCAGCAGACAGCAUAGGAAUUGCAAAUGAAUGGAGCCGCAGUCUUAACUCCACAAACAGCAUUACAGAUAACAAUGGGCAAUCUGGAAAUAUUUCCUGUGCCUCAAGUCCAACAGUAAUGUCAAGCUCUGGUAGCUGUAGCUCAUUAUCGCCUAUUGGACCCCUUUGUAGGCAAAGAUCAUUAGCAAAUGGUGCCUUGUGUUCCGAGUGUAGCCCAUCAGGUGUUUCUUCACCAAAUUCUAGCUACCCAAAAGCACCAGGUUUUGAACGAGAGGAUCAGAUGAAACAGAAAAGCCUGCCAGCCGACAAUUAUCAGAAAAUAAGUGAACAAGACAAUAAGCAGAACCAUCUCAGUGUUUUUUCAGUGGUUAAUCCACUUGCUUCAAGUAUAACCUCCAGUAUAACUUCUAGUCUGGCUUCCAGUAUUGGAUCAGAUAAUUCAUCCCCAACAGCUCUCUCAGCUAUCAGUACUAAAGCUCUCCCAUUCUACCCUGGCAGUAAUACAGUUGAAUCAGUUAUAGGUUCUGCUUUAGAUCUACAUUUUAGUGAUAUAAAUGUUGCAUCCUUAGAUAAAGAAUUAGAAGAUCAAGAAAACAGUGACCUUGGAUUAACAAGUCAAAGGUUACUGGGAAGUUCAGCUCCUGUCAAUAUUCCAGGUUCUGUUGCUCGUUCCUCAUCUUUACAUUCAUCAUCUUCCCUUUCAACCUCUCCACUCAGUUCUCUUUCACAGUCGUUGUCUCAGUCUUUUAUUUCAUCCACUAUGGCUCCUCACCAACAGCAGACUCAGCCUUUGAAAUCAGAACAUAGUAUGUUAGGCACUUCAGCCUCUUCUCAUAACUCUUUAGGUUUAAAUGGUGUUACAGGGAGCAUUUGGGACUUCGUAACUGGGAGUUUCUCUCCUAGUCCAUCCCCAAUAUUGAACAGCAGUACUGUACCCUCAACAAACUCAAACACCAGUGGAAGUGAAUUAGCUCAUGUUAGACAGGAACUUGAUGAUGCCAAUCAAAAAAUAAAACGAUGGGAAGAUUCUUGGCAACAAGUAAAGCAGGCAUGUGAUGCAUGGCAAAAAGAGGCCCAAGAGGCAAAGGAACGUGCUAAAGUGGCAGAUGCUGACAAAAAACUAGCUCUUCGGAAAAAAGAAGACUUAGAAAAUAAAUGUAAAAAGCUGCAGGAACAGUUUGAUAUGUGUCUGUCCACUACAGUUCUCCAUAUGAAAAGCUAUGGCGAUAUAAAAAAGAUACCAUUACCAAAGCUUCAGUCUUUACAAAACCAACUGCGUUUAGAUUUAGAAACAGUAGAUGGGGUAAUUUUCCAACUUCAUUCAAAGAAGUGUGUUGUAUGCCAAGAACAUGACCGUAGUGUAAUCCUGCAGCCAUGUCAGCAUUAUGUACUUUGUGAACACUGUGCAGCUAAACAGGAAUGUCCUUGCUGCAAGACGAAAAAAAGAAAUGGUGAUGAAAAGUCAUGGUACUUAUAAUCAUGUUAAUUAACUAAAUAUAUAUUAUGUUCUGGUAUUUUAGAUAAGAAUUAUAUCUGUAGUAAUUAAUCCAUUUACUAGUGCUAGACUGAUCUCCAUUUUGACCUUAUAAGAUAUUUUAGUUAUUUUUACUAUAGGAAAUGUGGUUUGGCUGCCUUUAUGUAUUGAAUUCUAUUAAUUAAGUUCUAAAGUUCCAUGGUUAUUUCUUUCCCCACCUGCCCUUUUCAGUUUUCCACUUACAUUCCCGGUGCACAAGCUACUCAGGUUCACUUACAGCAUAAUCACUUCUUACAGGUGUGUACUCACAAUGCAUGAAUUGGGGAAUUUAUGUCCGUGCCUUCCAUUAGCAUUAAUGUAAGACACUCAUGUAAAUACAAUACUUCUUGAUGGGAGGACCUUACCCCUCACCAUGUUUAUGGUGUGCUGUAAUCCUUUGCCAGUAUUUCUGAAUCAGUCUAACACUACUGUUUACUUGAUUAUUUGAAGAAAUUUGAUUCCUGUAAAAGCACUUUGCUAACUGUUUUUUGUUAGAGAUUGUUAUAAAUUGGUUUAACCUGCUUUCUAGGUUUUAAUGUUUAUUUUUUUAAUAUGCGGUAUGAAGCUUUGCGUGUGUACUGUGAACUUAAAAUAUUUAUAUCAGAUUUACUGUUAAAUCAUAUUAUGAUAGUAUAGUAUAGUUAAAUUUCAUUUUUUGGUUUUAGUAGUUACUAAAUGAACAGUUACAUAUAAAUGAGAACUUGCCUAGAAUUUUUACAGUUUAAGUCAACUGCAAACUAAUAGUAUUUAUAAGUAUACUAGCAGAGAGUGACAUUGAAAGAGACACAUGCGUAAAUAUUCAAAUACUUUUUUUAUUUUGUGAAACAAACCAGUUUUCUUAAACCACUGUGCAUUUGCAUAUUGCCCCAAGUUGGAUUUUUGUAGUCUUAAUGAAAGCAUUUGUAUAACUCCUAAUCUGUGUGAUUACAUAUCAUGAAUUGAUAUAAUCCAUAGCCACUUUUACCAAGUGCCUGUGCCUUUCACCCAAUAAAAUUGCAAAAUAUGUGAAGGAAACAGUUUGCAAACAAUUUAUACCACCUAAUUCUGUACAGGACAAUUGAUGAUAAUUAAAAUUCUCAACUUUCUGUAAUACAAUUUCAAAAUAAUACCUUGCAAUGGACGAAAGAUACUAGGUUUUGUUUUUACAUAAAUAAAUACAAUACACCUUUGGGUUUAGCGCUAAAAUUAUUUAAAUAUUUUUUCAGACAAUGGUGCUUUGUUGUAAUGAUUUUUUUAAAAAGCUGUUGUCCAUAUUUAAUGCUGAUGAUUAAUGCAGUUUAGGAGAAGUUGAUUAUUGUAUCUUAACACUAUCUUGUUACUUUCCUUAAAGUUAACUAUUCUUGUAGGGAAGAGUUACCUGUGGUGUUACUUUUCUUUCCCGUUAAAUACAGGUAUGACACAAGUACAGCUUACAUUCAAAUGACCUACCACUGUGUUACAUAAUGUGUAUAUUCCUAUUAAUUAAUACAUUAAUGAACAAGAAGUGCAUUCAUAUGACCAGCAAAGAGUUUAAUUAUUUCUGAAGUUUGUUCAGAUGCAUUGCAAUAGAAACAAGAUAUAUGCUAAUUUGUAUUUAUGAUCUUGAAAAAUAUCUUUGAGCUUUGUAUCAGUGUUUAAAGAAUUCAGAGCCCAAUCCAAAACCCCCUAAAGUCAAUGUGCUUUCAUUGAUUUAUACAGACUUUGAACUAGGCCUUGAGUUAGCAGAAACAAGCACAUAAGAUUACAUUUAUUGUAAAAAUAAAAUCUACAGAAUCAUCAUUACCUUGUUCUAUCAAACUGUGAGAACAUGGAGAUCUUUUGAGAAUGAGGGAGGGAAGAUAAAACCCAUGAUGGAUUUACAUUUGGAACAGGAGCUCUUAAAAGUAAUUUACAAACACAAUAGUCUGAAGAUAAUUGUAGAACAUUUUAAAACAGGUUUUAAGGUUGAGUUUCAUAAUAUGGCCUGAUGCAUUUUUCACAUAAUUUUUAAUGUUUUCUCUCAACAUUGCUGAAAAUGAAAUAAGUAAUAAAGUAUUUCAAUAUACAAUAUAUUUGUCUCCUGAAAGAUGAUUCUGUUAUCAUAGAAGUAGAACCAGUUUACAUUUUUUUUUUAGUGGCACUUUGAAUCACUAUGCUUUGCUGUGAGUAUUAAUGGACUUCUACACUUGUGGAGUCUUUGCCAAAGAGUUUUUUUGAACAUUAACAACGUUUUGGACUAAAAGUGAGUAGGUAAGAAUUUUUAUCAGUGACCAAAUUAGAAAGUGGUGUACUAUAGGAAUAAAUUAUUUUAAAUGUUUUAAAGAAUGCAAUUGAUAUCAGACAGUGGUUUAUUACAUCCAUUAUAGAAUGUGGAACAACAUUCUCUAGCUCUUUGCUAACAUAGUUAACUAACAUUCUUAGCAGAUUUUAGUGAAAUAAAUCCAAAUUAGAUUGAAAUGUGGCCAUAUGUGUCAAUGUUCAGUUCAUUACUUAAGAAAUUUUGAAAUAUUUUUGUACUACUUAAGGAAGGGGGGAGUGGGGAGUUGUAGUUAUGUUCCUGAAAAAUGCAACUUUAAGUGAAACAAUGUUAAACGAAUCCAAUUUUCC